This is a messenger RNA of Plodia interpunctella (Indianmeal moth), 592 nucleotides long. RefSeq lists its product as uncharacterized. The transcript has 3 exons. The record is from RefSeq and is a predicted model, not a curated record. Lineage: Eukaryota; Metazoa; Arthropoda; Insecta; Lepidoptera; Pyralidae. Bases 154 to 516 code for a protein of 120 amino acids.
AUGCCGCCUAUUAGACCUAUGAUUAGACAUUAGACAGUCGUUUUUUUGCAGAUUUUCCGUUUCAAUGCAUUUUCCAAUCUUGCGAUUUAAAUGAAGUGUAAUUUCUGUUACACUUCAUUUAAAUUAUUAUGCUCAUUAUAGAAUAACAAAAAAAUGAUACAUAACUGGUGGCAUAGAUUUGUUAGACGAAGAACUAAGCCCAUACCCGAAGAAACAGCUAUUUUAUGGAAGCGCCGCCUUAGUAUAGCUUAUGGAGUAUUAGCUUGGAAUGCAUUUGGCUUGGUUGCAUACAGUUUUUACAAAGGCAAAGCUGACUGGGCACAUUACUAUGGACUCAAGACGGACGAAGAAAAGUCCAUACCACCAAGUCAAGCUUGGGCUAAUAUUCUAGGAAUAAAGAAUGCCAAGGUAUACAGAAUAUCUGGUUUUACUAAAGUUGAUGAGUAUGACAUAGUUGAUGGAGAAAGUGUUUUCAACAAUAAUAAUGAAGCUAAUGAUAAUGAAACCCAAGACUAGAAGCAACCACUUUAAGAAAUAAUUUCAUAAUCUAAAUAGAUUUGUUGUAAAUAAAGUAUUUAAUAUUUGUUCUUUA